This is a messenger RNA of Mytilus californianus (California mussel), 6368 nucleotides long. Its product is annotated as VPS10 domain-containing receptor SorCS1-like. NCBI's taxonomy places the organism in Eukaryota, Metazoa, Mollusca, Bivalvia, Mytilida, Mytilidae. The transcript has 26 exons. The record is from RefSeq and is a predicted model, not a curated record. Bases 8 to 3418 code for a protein of 1136 amino acids. Gene Ontology annotation, molecular function: protein binding. Gene Ontology annotation, biological process: post-Golgi vesicle-mediated transport. Gene Ontology annotation, cellular component: Golgi apparatus; membrane.
AGAAAGAAUGGCCGAUCAAAACACACUCGUGUAUUUUACAGUACUACAUGUUUUGUUAAAUAUUUGCUUAUAUACAUGUCAGGGGAAAAUUUUCAACAGGGAAUCGCAACAAAAUGAGCAGACGGUUAUCGUUGACCUAACAGAUUACAAUCUUAAUCAGGUUUUCGAUAGGAAAAGAAGAGAUUUAUCAGACAUUGGCUCAGUUCCCACAGAAUCUAAUGUAAAAAAUAACUCGUUGUUGUCAUCGAGUGUAUUCAGAAUUCCCGACAAAUUCCACUCUCAAGCUGUUGUACACUGGUCUGGAGAAAAUGGCAAGGUUGUGUUUGUUUUAACUCGCCAGACAGAGCAUGGAUUUGUUACAGAUAGUACAUUAUGGAGAUCAAGUGAUUAUGGAACAACAUUUCAAAAAAUUGAUUUACCAUUAGAUGCAGUGGCAGAGUUUAUAUAUUCAUCCCCAGUGAAAAGAAGUCAGUUAAUUUUAACAGAUAUUUUGAACAAGAAAGUACAUUACACUAACGAUGAAGGAAUAACAUGGACGUCUUCUAAUGUUGCCUUUGAACCUGAUAAAUUACUGCUACAUCCAACAGAAAACCAAUGGCUUCUUGGGUAUAGUGUCAUUAGUAUGGAGUUAUUUUCAAGUGGUGACUUUGGGAAAACAUGGACAUUGUUACAUGAAGCAGUAUCACACAGAUUUUAUUGGGCUGUAGAAAAUGUAGACCAAAACAACUUAACUGUUCAUAUGGAAAUCCAAGAUUUACACAUGAUGGGACCAAGUGAAUAUUUGGCUUGUGUUGCUCCAGAUUGUCAAGAUGUUACUCCAGACAAAGAUAUUGGUGAAAUUGAUCCAUUCUCAAUGAUAGUCAGAAAUGAGUAUGUAUUUGUACAGAAAUCUACGUUACGAUCUAGUGAUAUGUUCGUUUCACACAAUAGAGGUCCAUUCAGAAAAGCCUAUUUCCCAAUGAAUUUACACCCAACAGAUUUCCAUAUAGUUGACACAAGUGAACACCAAGUAUUUAUAGCUGCUGAUCAUAAAGAAAUGGAAGUAAACUUAUAUCUAUCUGAUACCAAUGGUCAGUUUUAUGUUCCAACACUACGUAAUGUUGUCAGUACUAUAGAGGAUCCUUGGUUAGAUGUUGACUUAUAUGAAGUGAAGGGUGUACAAGGAACAUACAUUGCCAACCAAUAUGUUAAUCUAUCCAGUGGUAAAGUUGUGGAGAAAACCUUUAUUUCCUUUAAUAAAGGAGGAUCUUGGUCUUUGAUUGCAGUGCCAGAAGAAUUAAAACUCACUUGUGAAGAUAAAUUAAAUUGCCAUUUACAUCUGCACAUGAGGUACAGUAAUUUGAUAUUUGGUAUCCCUGACAUAGUGUCAGAUGAUGCAGCACCAGGACUGAUUAUUGCUCAUGGAUACAUUGGAGAAAAAGUAACAGAAGAUGCUCAUGUGUUUAUCAGUAGAGACGGAGGAUUCAGCUGGAACAAAACUCCAUUUAAUGGAUUAUAUAAAGUAAAUAUAUUAGACCAGGGAGGAGCCAUUAUUGCAAUACAACAGAACAGAACUAAAGUAACCAAUGUAGUUCACUUUUCAUGUGACGAAGGAGCUACAUGGCAAUUACAUCAGUUCUCUACAGACAUGAUGUAUGUGGAUGGUGUUCUUACUGAGCCUGGAAUAUCUACUCUUAUUGUUAGUGUUUUUGGGAGACUAAGUGACAAAUCAGGAAGACAGAUGGUUAAACUGAAUUUCUCAUCUAUUUUAACAAAUAUAUGUGAAGAUAGUGAUUACAUUUCUUGGAUACCUGUAAAUAAGGCAAAUAACAGGAACUGUAUUUUAGGUGAGACAAUAGAGUACCAAAGAAGAAAACAAAAUGCCACAUGUUACAAUGGACCUGAAUUUAAACGACUCAAACCAAAGUCUCUCUGUCUGUGUACAGCAUAUGAUUAUGAAUGUGAUUAUGGUUAUGAACCAGUAGAUAUCAACAGACACAUUUGUCAGAGGGCAGAAUGGUUUGAUGACUCUAAAAUUAACCAUCAUUGUGUUGAGGGAGAUUUUUACAUAAGAAGUCAGGGGUACAGAAAGAUAGCAUCCAAUAAAUGUGUUGGUGGUAUAGAGAACUCUGGGAAGUACAAACUGUUAAAUAUCAGUUGUCCUGUAUAUAAACCAGAGGGUUUGUCACUACGCAUAGAGCAUGAUACAGUAGCUACAGAAUCAUCUAUUGUUUUCAAACUUUCACAAGUUAAGGGAUCUACCCAUAGUACUAUAUAUACCUGGGAUUUUGGAGACAACAAACCUCCUCUGAUUGAUCUGGGAUUUGAUAAAACAAAAACUAAGACCCAUAAAUACACAAGAGCAGGAAAGUACAAAGUAACAGUCGUGGCUAAAAAUAGUGUUGGUGUUGCUACAUGUACAAACCUUAUAAAAGUUGAAGAUGAGAUCACAGACCUUAAUUUACAGAUUCCAAGGGGAGCUCAGAUAAAUCAUCCUACAGUGGUUAUUGUAAAUGUACUCAGUAAAACUAAUUCAUCAAAUUUUGGAUUAAUUCAUUAUGUGUGGAACUUUGGUGAUCAGUUCAAGCCUAAUGGAAGUAAGUCUCUAUUGACAUGGAGUAAUGCUAUGUCACAUAAUUAUACUACAGUUGGAAAAUAUAAUUUGUCUGUGGAGGCUGUCAAUUCUGUUAGUUCUGUUGUACAACAUUAUAUGCUGCAGGUUCAUAAAAAUUUGACUACACUGAGACUCAUGUUUUCAAGUAAUAUAGAUCAUUUCAACACACAGUCUUUAUUAUGGAGAAUAUCAUUUGCUAAUAUUGUGUGUAUGAAUUUAGCAGAGAUACUAUAUGUCGACAGAAGCAGACUCAAUGUUUAUAUACCAAACCAAAAACCAACAAAGGCUGAUGUUACCAUUCUUCCAUCUUAUACUGCUGGAAUUACUAUAAAUCAGAUUGUAUUUGAGUUACAGGAUAAGUUACAGACAGGACAGAUGUCAUUUAAAUGGAUGCCAAAUGAAGACCCUAUUACAGUUACCGAUAUAGAAGUGCUAACAGGUAUUUUUAAAGAUGAUGACAGCAGUUUACCAAAGUUACCUGAAACUACCACUUCAAUAAGUGUACAGCCACAUGAACACAGUCGACAAACAUCACCCAUAUUGAUAGCUGUACCUUUGACUAUUGUAGUCUUUGUACUGGUAGUAAUAGUAGGCUGUUUUAUUAAACGAUUUAAAAGGAAAUCCAAAACUGGACAGCAGUAUUCACUAAUAUUGAAUAGAAAUCGUUUGGAUACAUCAUGUGCAGAAAGUGAUGAAGAUUUAACAGUAGAAGAUUAUGAUAUACAUGAUGGUGAUACAAAUAUAGUGAUCAAUCCAGACUUCCAGCCAUCUUUAGAAUUUAUGAGUGUAGGAACAACAAAUUCAAAUGAUUUAGUGAGCUGUUGAUGAUGGUUUUAGUUAGAUUUUAUCUGUGAUUAUUGGUGCCUUACUUAUUAGCUUCCAUUUUGUUAAAUUUGCGUCUAAGUGUGUAUGUGUGUUUAUGCAGCCAUUGUUUGUUGUUAAAAAACAUGUGAUGAAGACACAUUACAAUUUUUUGUUCACACAUGUACAUUAUGUGUUCAUUCUAAACAAAUUGUAAAGUUUGUUAAGACUUGUUAUCUAAAUCAUUUGUACAACUUACAGAUCCCAUUAGUGCUAAAAUACUAUUUGUACUUGUUGACUCAUGCUGUCUUUGAUAUUUUAUGUUAAAUUAUUUGAUUAAUUUGUUGAUGACAACAUAGAUUGUUUAUAGACUUUACAUCAGUAUUAUAAGAGUUACUAUCAUGACAAUGUUUAUAAUGACCAUGCCAAGGAAAGUGAAGAUAGGGGUUAAUAGACAUUUGUAUUUAUGUCUUCUAGUGUCCAUUCAAUAGAUUUAUUAUUUAAUGAGAUUGCUGCAGCCAAAAACAAGAUUGAUAUUUCAUUUAAGAAUAUUUUCAUGUUAUCAUUUAACAACAAUUCUAUCAUUUAAUGGCCUAUACACAUUUCCCAAUGUGGUGGUCAUUAGGCUAUGAUUGAUUACAAUUUAUUUUCUCUUACUCAUGAACCCCUUUUAUGAUUAUAGUUCAAGGAGGUUUCUAAAUUUCUUUCUAUUGGUUGAAAACCUCAAUUUAAUAAUUUUUUGUUGAUUUCAUUUAUUUAGAUAAAGAAACAAUUUAAUCAUAUUUAAAACACAUUGUUUCAGAUAAUCAUUUCUUUAACAGUGAAAUCUGUAUGAAUAUCAUAAUCAUUUCAGUUCUAGUUUCAGAAGAUGAAUUUGUCUGCAAGAAUAAUCUUUAACAAGUACAAAUAUCAUCUGCAGUUGCAUGCAUAUAUUGUUCCAUAUGGUGAAUCAGUGGCGGAUCCAGAACUUUUCAUAAGGGGGGCCCGCUGACUGACCUAAGGGUUGGGGGGGGGGCUCCUGUCAUGCUUCAGUGAUUCCCUAUAUAAUCAACCAAAUUUUCCUCACCAAAGGGGGGGCCAGAGCCCCCCCUGGAUCCACCUAUGUGAAUUUAGUUUUUACCCUGUCAAUAUUUUGACAUUUUCGAAGAGAUGUAAAAAGCAUUAGAGGAGUAGAAAUUUUAUUAAAGAAAAUGUUUGAUGAUUUGAGAUUGAAGAAAAAUUGUGGGACAUUAUUCAGAAGCAAGGCUAUGACAUCCAAUGUGUAUGCAAUGUUUCAUUGUAGUUAAUUAUUUAGCCUUUGCAGUAUUUCUUUAGACAUUUUAUAUGAUGCUCCGGUUAAAAAUCAUCACAUACUUCCAUGAUUUCAAUAAAUGUGUCUAUUUUGCCAUGGUUUUUUUUGGUCAAAUUUUUUUUUAAAUGAUAAGGAUAGAUGAACAUGAGAAAAUAACAAAUAUCUCAUUGUCAUUUGUUUUGCUUAUAUUUUUUUAUGUUUUACAUAAUCAUAGUAUGUAAUUUAAAAUGUUGUGUGUUCUGAAAUUUGUUGAUUACUUGUACUUUUCAAGUAUGUAACUUAUACUUUUAAUGUUACUUAUAAUAUUUUGUCCUAUAGAACAAACAUGACACACCUGUAAUAAUAAUAUAUUUUUCAUUCAAAUCAAAUGUGUAGGUUCACAAAGGGUUAAAAUUGACAAUAACAUUUUUUUUUUCAAUCUUGCCAAAAUACUAUAAAUUUUACAUAGAUAUAGCUUUGUUAUAACUUGUAAUACAAAAUAACUUCUUUUGGCAUCUCACAUUAUAAAUUGUGAAGUUAUGACCCCUGAAUUAUGCAAUAUAUGGGUAUGUGUAUUUUUAUACGACCGCAACAAAUUUUUUGGGAUCGUAUGAUGUCGUCGUCGUCUACGUCGUCGUCCGAAGACACAUUUGGUUUCCCGACAAUAACUUUAGUUUAAGUGAAUGGAUCUCUAUGAAAUUUUUUAAGAAUGUUCAAUACCACAAAAGGAAGGUUUGGGAUUGAUUUUGGGGGUGAUGGUCCCAACCGUUUAGGAAUAAGGGGCCCAAAAGGGGCCCAAAACAAGCAUUUUUCUAGUUUCAGGAUAAUAACUUGUGUAUAAGUAUUUUGAUUGCUCUGAAAUUGUACCACAAUGUGUAAUACCACAAGUAGAAGGUUAGGAUUUAUUUUGGGGGUUAUGGUGCAAACAGUUUAGGAAUUAAGGGCCAAAAAGGGGCAAAAAAAAAAGCAUUUUUGUAGUUUCCGGACAAUAACUUGUGUGUGAGUGUGUGGAUCUCUCUGACAUUGUACCACAAUGUUCCAUAUCACAAAGGGAAGUCUGGAGUUGAGUUUGGGGGUAAUUGCCCCAAACAUGCAGGAAUAAGGGGCCAAAAAAGGGCCAAAAACAAGCAUUUUUCUAGUUUCCAGACAAAAACUUGUAUGUGAAUGGAUCUCUCUGAAAUUGUACUACAAGGUUCCAUACUACAAUGGAAAGGCUGGGAUUGAGUGUGGGGGUAAUUGCUCCAAGGAGGGAUUCAAAAAGUUUGGGGGGGGGGGGGGACUUUUUUAAGAUGUUCAUAUUUUUUUUUCAAAAUUUUGGAAAAGUUUCAAGAAUAAAGAAGAAACCUUCAAUUGCACAGUAUUGCACAAUAGAUUUGUAAGAUCUUUGACCACAUUUGUAUUGUGUCAGAAAUUUUGAUUAUGUCAGAAAUUUGAUCACAAUCCAAAUUCAGACAGUAUCAAGCUUGAAUAUUGUGUCCAAAUUUGCCCCAACUGUUCAGGGUUCGACCUCUGCGGCCGUAUCAGGCUGCGCUCAGCGAAGCAUUUUAUUCAUUAUUGAGCUCACCUGGCCCCAAAUAGACGUUCAUCUUUGAUCGUUAACUUUUACAAAAAUCUUCUUUUCUGAAACUAGUUGGCCAAUUUUGACCAAAAUUUGCCACAAUCAUCAUUGGGGUAUUUAGUUUAAAAACUAUAUCCAAUGACUCA